AUGGAGUCGCAGAUGCAAGUGCCGCGGGUGCAGCCGUACGUGGUGGUUGGAUCACAGUACUGCGCACCGUAUGAGACUGUUCUUGUAAUGAAGGACAAGAUGUUUUCCUUCCGAGACGCGAAGGAAGUGCGUGAUGCCAACAACAACCUUCAGUUCAGGAUCGCUGACAAGCUUCUUUCCAUGCGUGAUAAGACCACCAUCCAGAACGCCAUGGGCGAGCCUGUGUGCACCAUAGUCAGCAAGCUCAUCGGCAGCACCCCCAUGGUGUAUCUCAACAAGGUCGUUGAUGGCGCCCUGGCAACCAUCGCAGGGAAGCUCGAAAUCAUGGAGCCCUGCUGCAGCGUCAAGGACAGAAUCGCGUACAGCAUGAUCAACGACGCUGAGGAGCGAGGGGUGAUUGCUCCAGGCAAGAGCGUGCUGGUGGAGCCGACGUCGGGCAACACGGGCAUCGGCUUGGCGUUCAUAGCAGCGGCGAGGGGCUACAAGCUCGUCCUCACCAUGCCCGCCUCCAUGAGCCUCGAGCGCCGCGUGCUGCUCAAGGCCUUCGGGGCCGACCUCGUGCUGACGGACCCCGCCAAGGGCAUGAAGGGCGCUGUUGCUAAAGCUGAAGAGAUUGUGAAGGGCACUAAGAAUGCCUACAUGCUGCAGCAGUUUGAGAACCCUGCGAAUCCUAAGGUGCACUUUGAGACGACGGGGCCUGAGAUCUGGGAGGACACUAACGGGCAGGUGGACAUCCUUAUAGCGGGGAUAGGCACGGGCGGCACCGUCACUGGCGUGGGGCGCUACCUGCGCAGCAAGAAGCCUGGCGUCAAGAUCAUCGGCGUGGAGCCCAAGGAGAGCGCCAUUCUGUCCGGUGGCAAACCAGGUCCGCACAAGAUCCAGGGCAUUGGAGCCGGGUUUGUGCCGGGCAUUCUGGACGUGGGGCUGCUGGACGAAGUCAUUCCGGUCAGCAGUGAUGACUCGGUGGCCAUGGCCAAGGACCUUGCGGUCAAGGAGGGAUUGCUGGUGGGAAUCUCGUCAGGGGCAGCGGUGGUGGCGGCUCUUCAAGUGGCCAAGCGGCCUGAGAAUGCCGGCAAGCUUAUUGUUGUGGUGCUGCCCAGUUUUGGCGAGCGCUACCUGUCGUCAGUGCUCUUCUCUGCCCUGCGGACAGAGGCAGAGCAGAUGACACCCUCUGUCUGA
Closterium sp. Naga37s-1 is the source of this 1179-nucleotide messenger RNA. The record is from the annotation of a GenBank genome assembly. NCBI's taxonomy places the organism in Eukaryota, Viridiplantae, Streptophyta, Zygnematophyceae, Desmidiales, Closteriaceae.